GAGUAAGUCGGGCAAUGCUCUCCACGCGCUCUCGCUCCGCCGCCGCGCUGCGGGCGAGAAUACGACCGCGCGCGGCGCGCGUCGCGCUGGCGUCGGGCGCGCGCAGGUGGAAGUCUGCGAUGGUGGAGUCGUACGACGAGGACGACGACGAGGACCUGCGCUUUUCGGGGCACACGGGCGGGCAGCUGGUGCACGCGUCGCUGGUCGAAUGCGGCGUGCAGCAUGUGUUUGGGUAUUCGGGCGGCGCGAACCUGCCGAUCCUCGACCAGUUCAGCGAGUCGCCCAUCCAGUUCGUGAUGAACCGCUCGGAGCAGUGCUGUGGGCACGCCGCCGAGGGCUACGCGCGCUCGACGGGCCGCGUGGGCGUGGUGCUGACCACGUCGGGUCCGGGGCUGACCAACAUCAUCACGCCGCUGCAGGACGCCAAGGGCGACUCGACGCCCAUGGUCGCGCUCUCGGGGCAGGUCCCCCUCGCCGCCGUCGGCUCCGACGCCUUCCAAGAGUGCCUCGCCGUCGACUUGACUCGGCCGUGCACAAAGUGGUCGUACCAGAUCAAGUCGGUGGAGGAGGUCCGCUCCGUCGUCCACGAGGCGUUCCACGUCGCCGCAAGCGGCAAGCCCGGCCCCGUCCACCUCGACCUCCCCAAGGACGUGAUGACCGCGGUCCUGCGCGGAGCGGGCGUCCCCCUCCCCAUGCUGCCCCCGCCGGUCACACCGUCCAAGGCCGUCCUCGAAGAGGUCGCGCGCAUGCUGUCGGUCGCCGAGAAGCCGAUCCUGUACGGCGCCGUCGCCGGAAGCGAGGAGCUGCGCGCGCUCGCCGCGGCGGCGAACGUGCCGGUGACGACGACGCUGCACGCGAUGGGUGUCUUCAACGAAGAGGACCCGCUCUCUCUGCACAUGCUGGGCAUGCACGGCUCUGCCUACGCCAACUACGCCAUCCAAGAGGCCGACCUCAUCGUCGCCAUCGGGUCGCGCUUCGACGACCGCACCACGGGCGCGCUGGCGCAGCGCGUGGUGCAGCCGACGGUGGCGGUGCCGGGAGAUUGCGUCGCGGCGAUGCGGCUGCUGCUGCCGCUGGCGAUGCGGAUGCUGCUGCCGCUGGCGGACUUCCCCUUCUCGUACACGAGGAUGCCCGACGGCCGGAUCAAGACGCAGCAGGUGAUCGAGGCCCUCAACUUGGGCUUCAAGCCGCAGCGCGAGAAGCUGGUCGUCGCUACGGGUGUCGGGAACCAUCAGAUGAUGUCGUGCCAGUUCUUGCGCUGGAGCGAGCCUCGCUCGAUCGUCUCCUCGGGCUCGCUUGGCACGAUGGGCUUCGGGCUGCCGGCAGCCAUCGGCGCACAGGUGGCGCAGCCAGACAGGAUCGUGCUGCUGGUGGAUGGUGACUCGUCUUUCAACAUGACCCUGCACGACCUCGGCACUGUCAAGGAGCGCCCGCCGCCGUGCCACGACGGGCAGGAUGCGGAGCACCAGCUGCCGAUCAAGAUGGCGAUCAUGAACGACGGCGCGCAGCAGAUGGUCAAGGUCUGGCAGAAGCUCUUCUUCGACGGGCGGCUCGUCGCCACCGACAACGUGAACCCCGACUACGUCGCCCUCGGGGAGGCGUACGGCUUCGAGUCCUUCUCGGUCGACAACGUCGACGACCUCCCCGCCGCCGUCGAGCGGUUCGUCAACGCGACAGGGCCGGUGCUUUGCGACUUCCGAGUGGUGCCCGACAUCUGCCUCCCGAUGGUGGCGCCAGGCAAGGGGCUGCAGGAGAUGUUCCUGCCCGGAUCCAUCUCCUUCGACGACGAGCAGAUGCCAGAGAUGACUGGAGACGCGCCCAGCUGAGGAGGGCGGCGAGGGCGCACGCCCCUCGGCACGCCCCUCCUCGCCGCCGCGCAAGCGCGGCCCAGAGACGGAGCAACGACGUGGGUCGCUGAGAAGCAGACAGCUCUCAGCUACAGUAGAGUUCCCCUCUCGGCCUCGCUGAGCUCCGUCGGUCUCCGCGAUCUUUGAGAACGGGGUUUGACCCCCACCCCCUUUCACCUACUGAUAAUAUGUUAUUCGGUUGACCACUCUUCUGGUGCAUGUUUUUUAUUUUUGC
Emiliania huxleyi CCMP1516 is the source of this 2082-nucleotide messenger RNA. RefSeq names its product acetolactate synthase catalytic subunit. Gene Ontology annotation, cellular component: acetolactate synthase complex; mitochondrion. Bases 15 to 1826 code for a protein of 603 amino acids. The record is from RefSeq and is a predicted model, not a curated record. Lineage: Eukaryota; Haptophyta; Isochrysidales; Noelaerhabdaceae. Gene Ontology annotation, molecular function: thiamine pyrophosphate binding; acetolactate synthase activity; magnesium ion binding. Gene Ontology annotation, biological process: L-valine biosynthetic process. The transcript has 9 exons.